Geodia barretti is the source of this 1844-nucleotide messenger RNA. NCBI's taxonomy places the organism in Eukaryota, Metazoa, Porifera, Demospongiae, Tetractinellida, Geodiidae. The record is from the annotation of a GenBank genome assembly.
CGCGCGAAAACAAAAUGGCGGUUCUGCAGCCGAGCUCCAGAUACAACGUGGCGGUCGUCUCUGAGAAAGCAGGGUUCUCCGGGCCCUGGGGUCGAAUUAGAAGGAGCUCAAAGACCUCUCUACUUGACCUGGGUCCUCCGCUCCGCGUGCUAGUAGGCGAAGAGGCGGAGGAGGACGAAGGAACAAGUAUCCAGUGUUUCACAGAACCGCAACGGUCACCAUUGGCCAAGUCUCGCCCGAAGAACGCACAGAAUGGAAGAGGCGAAGAAGGUUCUGCUGGUAAGAUGAAGAGGAACACGUCUGUGCCAGACCUGCACUCGGAUAUCUCACAUCAGAGAAAGAUGCGUCCCCGAUCAGUUGUUCCACAAUUGAACCCUCUUCUGGUAGCUGAUGUUACUAGUUCACGGCCUCCUGCCACUCACCAUCCUCCCCCUCUCCCUCCUUCCACAUCUCACCAUGCUCCCACAUCACACCAUUCUCACUCGCAAGCGAGUUCUGUGGAGCAUUCCCAGCAGGAUCUCCCCUCUUCCCAACCUCACCUCCCCGCUCCCCAACCUCCCGCAACUCACCCUCUUCCCACAUCUCACCACCCUCCUCCUCCUCCAUACUCAUCAGCAGUUACAAACCAAAUUCACCCUCCCGCCUUCUUUCGACCGCCCAAGAAGGAAGAAAUGAUCGUGAUGGAGGAGAGGAAAUAUCUGAAACUCGGCCUUCUUGGUAGAGGCGGAUCAAGCAAGGUGUUUAAAGUGGUCAACGAAGAUUUCGAGAUUUUUGCGCUGAAAGAAGUGUACCUCAAACACCUGGACGAGGCCGUCAAGAGAGCGUACGCGACCGAGAUGAACUUUCUGAAACUGCUGAGGAAUGUUCCGGAAGUUGCCACUCUCCAUUCCCGUAGCUGGGAUAAGGAGGAGGGAGUUCUCUCCCUACUGCUGGAGUACGGAGAGACUGACCUGGCAGCCAUCAUCAGAGACAUUGGACCUUCUCUCCCAACAGCUUCUUACUUCUGGGGCCACAUGUUGAGAAUACUGAAGAUCAUCCACGGCCAUGACAUAAUUCACAACGACCUGAAGCCGGAUAACUUCAUAUGUGUCCGUGGUCGACUGAAACUGAUUGAUUUCGGGAUAGCCAAUCGGAUCGAAGACGAGCACACCAGUGUCCACCGAGACCUGUGCUGUGGCACCAUCAGCUACAUGUCACCAGAGACAAUUGAGACUUCCGAAGACAACACGUUCUUCAAGGUGGGGAAACCAAGUGAUGUGUGGUCUCUGGGCUGCAUUCUGUACCAGAUGAUAUACGGCCACACCCCCUUCGAGCGUCUCAAGAAGCUACAGAGGAUCCAGGCAAUCACUGAUCCCAGACUCGAGAUAUCCUUCCCAGAUGUCGGACUCCCUGCUGCUCUUGACAUUAUGAAGAAAUGCCUGACAAGGAGCCCUAAAAAGAGGCCGACAGUUGAAGAACUGCUCCUCCACCCGUACACUCUAGGUCUAGGUCACUUGUAACACACAACCCAUCCACCUUCGUUCACCAGGCAAAUACUUAUAUCACUGAGAUUUUCAAAUACUCUGAGAAUUGAAUCACCUCAUUUUUGUCUGCCCUUGCCCAACACCUGACUCAUAACCGUCAAUAUUUCGACUUCUACAAUUUGUAGAUACGUCCAAUGCCAAUCUGUUGUAAUAAUAAUACCCACAGUGCCUCCAAUUUUAUUCUGCAACCAUCAUAACUUAUGAUCGAUUCAUUCAUGUUGAUGCAGCUGAGUUUGCAUAUAUACAAAUUGAAAAAAACCAUUUUUUUUUUGAGUCUGACUCUGAGCCCUGAAAUGCUGUGUGCAUAUUCCAGUUGUUGUG